CUAGCAACGGACGGGGCUUGUUUCAAUGAGUAGCAGUAGGAUUUUUCUGAACUGACUUCAUAAUAAUAGUUAGUCGUGAAACAAAGACUCAUUUAAUUUUUAUGUUUACUAACCGAAGCUGUUAUGGCCACGAGCAACCAGUCAGUGUUUCUCCUCACAGUGAACGGUCAAAUUGAGGGAGCUAAUUUUCCAGAGUAUGACAACCUAUAUUGUAAAUACUGUUUUGUCUACGGACACGACUGGGCUCCCACCUCGGGGUUGGAGGAAGGCAUCACUCAAAUAACCUGUAAAGGCAGUCAGUCUUCACACAGAUUAAUAUGGAACUUCCCACUGGAAACAACAUUUAAGAGCACAAACCCAUCUGGAUGGCCUCAGCUUGUGGUAAGUGUGUAUGGUCCAGAUGUGUUUGGCAACGAUGUGGUCCGGGGCUAUGGAGCAACACACAUCCCCUUCACUCCUGGACAACAUACGCGAACCAUCCCCAUGUUUGUUCCUGAGCCCACAUGGAGACUUCAGAAAUUCACAAGCUGGCUGUUGGGACGGCGGCCCGAGUACACAGACCCUAAAGUAGUGGCCCAGGGUGAAGGCAGAGAAGUGACGCGGGUUCGUUCCCAGGGCUUUGUCACAGUUUCCUUUCACAUCAUGACUAAAGACAUGAAGAAGCUGGGCUAUGACACAGGGCCAUCAAGCCCUGCAAACACACCAUCUGUCACAUCUGGCUGGUCAACAGAGGAACAACCAUACAAUAUGUAAUAACAUAUGAGACUUUGUUUUUCUUGAGAUACAACUUGCAGCUAUUCUUUUUCUUUUUUUGCCAUCAAGGAUGCUUGGUCCCCACCAAAACGAAAGCACAACACGUUAAAUAGAAAAUGUCUCUAACUUUCCCCAGUUGUCCAGUUGACUGUUGCCACAGCCACUUCACUUCAGAAACAAAGUGGCAAGAACACCAGAACACACACACAAUUUUUCAUAGUAAAAUGUGUAGAAAUAAAAUUUUUAAAAUUUUACUAGAUACAUUCAAAGCUGUUUUAAACCGUUUUAAAAUG
Molecule: messenger RNA, 1046 nt
Organism: Seriola dumerili (greater amberjack)
Lineage: Eukaryota; Metazoa; Chordata; Actinopteri; Carangiformes; Carangidae
Gene: b9d1
Product: B9 domain containing 1
Exons: 7
Coding region: 124-753 (209 amino acids)
Biological process (GO): cilium assembly
Cellular component (GO): MKS complex
Source: RefSeq, a predicted model, not a curated record